Molecule: messenger RNA, 1915 nt
Organism: Ceraceosorus bombacis
Lineage: Eukaryota; Fungi; Basidiomycota; Exobasidiomycetes; Ceraceosorales; Ceraceosoraceae
Source: the annotation of a GenBank genome assembly
AUGGGCAGCUACAUUGCGUCUGCGACCAAGAACAUCGAAACCAUCUCAGAAGAGGUGCGUCGAGUAGUCGCGAACCUUGCACCUUUGCUCCACAGCGGCUGAUCGGUUCCGCGUCUCGCAGAUCAUCCGCUCAGAGCACCUGUCCGCUCCUAGCGCUCUAAGAAUCGGUUUGAUUGCAUACAGGGAUCAUCCGCCUCAAGACCACACCUACAUUGUCAAGAAUUGUAAGUGGAGUCACAUGUGUGCACGCCAAAGGUUCUCACUUUUCCCAACCUCUCACUCCACAGUUGGCUUCACCGAAUCGAUUGACGUGAUCAAGGCAAAUUUGGGCACGCUUUAUGCGUCCGGUGGUGGGGAUGGACCAGAGGCUGUAACGGCCGCCAUGAAGGCCGCAUUGGACCUUGAUUGGAGGCCUGAAGCUACGCGGCUAGCCGUCUUGAUUGCAGAUGCCCCACCCCAUGGGAUCGGCGAAGUGAGUGACUGCUUGCAAGAGAGGUGAUGUACUGCCAGAGCUCAGAGGCCCUACCUUCGAUCUCGGCACUGUGCAGUAUGGCGACGGCUUCACACAGGGCUCCCCAGACGGCUUUGAUCCGCUACAAGUAGCCAGAGCCAUGGCAGCAUCCGGCAUCCCACUCUUCAUGGUCGCGUGCGAACCAGCCCUCUCAGGCUAUCAGCAUGCUGCAGACUUUUAUCAGGGCCUCGUGCGCAUCACAGGUGGCCAAUUGCUGCCUCUCACCACUGCUAGCUUGUUGGCACCUGUCAUCAUCGGGGCCGCAGGCGAAUGCAUGUCCUUGGACAGGCUGCAUCGAGAAAUCGGUGAUCAAGUCGCUCAGCGCAUCGCACAAAUGAGUCUGGACAACCCAGCGGAGAAUGACGUUAUGGACUCGGUCACGAGGGAUCUAUACAACAGUCUAACGUUGCGUCGGGAAGUUACGAAGCAGCUGAUCGUCGAGAGCAUAUACCGGGAAACGCCAGGUGAGCUUGGUUGAUGCCGACUCAGGUGAUUCUCGUUCGCUGACUUACAAUACCCCCAGAGUCACUGCACAACGUUCAAAUUUGGUCGACGGCGCCUGAUCUGGCUUCGGCAAGACCUCACAUCCGCAGAGUUACUGGCAGUCGACUCUCUGAGAAAUACCUCCGAGAGCGAUCCGUCUCAUCUGCCUACAAACCCUUCACACCAUACGCACAUCCUCGCACGUCUGGUGAAUUGGCUGAUGGAUCGGGCUCUUCGAGGUCAGCAAUGGCCUACAUUUUCGGGUUCGGAUCGAGCUCAUCGAGUCGGACAAGCGCUGGUUAUGGACGAUUCUCUUCCGCAGGAACAUCACCCGAGGGUGGCAGAGGUGGCUUCGGAGCUUCCCCGUCGAGUCCUCCAGGCUCACGGAAGGUCGUCUCAGACUUUAGCGCAUUCUCAGCCAAGCCAGGAACUACAUUUGGAGGUACGCCUAGCAGCAGCCCUCAGCUCGACAGAAAUGCCUCUGGUGACGCCAACCAGCCGUCGAGCCCGACCAAUCCUUGGUCCAACGGUCCGCGAAGCGGUGCGGCUUUCUCCAAUCCGAGGAGCCGUUUCCAGUCUGGUGGUGGCAUGGAUGAUGACGACGACGAUGAUGAUGUGGCCGACAAGAUUGAUGAUGGUAUGGAUGAUGACGACGACGGCGACGUUGUUUCGAACGCGCUGAAGCGACGCCCUGGCUUGCCUGUGCAAAUCGCUUCGGAUGGCGCGCUGCAGGUGGCAGGAGACGAUGGCAGCACGCUCGCGCUAAAGCAAGGCGCCAUUAGCAUCGAACAGGUGAGUGGCAUCGAGCGGUGCACAUGACGCGCGCAGACGAGUACUCGUGACUCUUCAGCUCACGAGCAACUGUUUCGCCACUAGGUACGACGGCUGGCCAUGUUCAGUGCGCGAAGAAGUGGCUUUUGA